CCGUGCCUAAAAACUAAACACUAUCCUUCGUGGCCUCUAAAGGCUGGACUUUCUGUGCAAAGAACCCAACAAGAAUUGCUCCUUAUCGGCGUCUGGAAUCAUUGAAUAGAAGCAAGAGGACACCAAUCCUUACAAGACGUACAGUGUUCGAGGUGCAUACCGAGUUUUGAAGAUUCUGUUGACGAUACAGUUGGGAUCUCUCAAGCAAUCCAAGAUGAGGUGUCUAUUACUCUUGGUUGCUGUGUUUGUAUUAAGUUCGGCAGACAAUCAGGCCAUGAAGGAACGAUUACUCAGAGUUCUCUCUACAUUAGAGAAGAGAGCUGAAACCAUCAAUAAUCAAGCUGCAUCAUCGCCUCCAGUUGUUGAUGAACAAAUUGAAAGUGUAUCUGCUCAAGAAUUUCGAGAAAGUGUAGAGAAAUGGGGCGAUGAAUCAAAGAAAUUUACAGACAAAGUUAAUGCAUUGACACCAAUGAUUUUAAACACUUUGACAAGAACCCAAGAUUGGGAGUCGGUUGCUGUGAAGUUUGAGGAAAUUUUAAGUGGAGGCGAGGACUUGUAUAACACUGUAUUAGACGAUAUUUUACAACUUGCUGAACGAUUUUUCAACAGUAAGGUGAACCCUGGAUUUAAAUCAUCAUCUCGAUGUUCUUCCGUUCAACGUUUAUCUAGGAAUUAUGAUCCUCUGAAAGAUUCGCUAUCAGAAGUAAAAGUAAUCGAUGCUAUGGUAUCAGAUCUGGAUUGUUUCACUGGAGAAUUUAAAGAUAUUUCUAGAUCCUUUGAUAACAUCUGCAUGGACGAUGAUAAAUUGAGUGUUGAUAGAGCUCUAGGUAUGUUAGGUCAGACUAUAAAGUAUCUGUACAGGUUCCAGCUAGAUGGACAACAGUUUGGUGUGGCAGCUAAACAGAUGGGAGAACGAGUGGCUGAAAUGUAUAAAGCUAAGAGUGGCCAGUAAAAAACAAGAGGCCUAUAUUGAUGACGGAAUGAAUGAGAACUCUAGACGGAAUGAUAAUAAUAUGCCAGUACACCCCUCAACUCUGUAUUGCUCUAUUCUACACGUGUAUAUUUUCAAAGAUAAUACUAGAUUUGUAUCUUCAGACGAGUUUAUUUUCCAAAUGUGGGGAAUCUGUCAAAUUAUUCUUAAUCUUGAUGAUAUCUUAUAGCGAUGAAAUAAACUCUCUCUUUUCUUUUUUCUAUCUUUUUGUAUCUAAACUAACAAAAAUGUAUUUUUCUAUUCACCAAUAUCAUAAUUUUGAUCAAUAAACUUUCUUUAGCACCUAU
This is a messenger RNA of Lottia gigantea (owl limpet), 1278 nucleotides long. RefSeq lists its product as hypothetical. Lineage: Eukaryota; Metazoa; Mollusca; Gastropoda; Lottiidae. Bases 215 to 952 code for a protein of 245 amino acids. The transcript has 8 exons. The record is from RefSeq and is a predicted model, not a curated record.